GAACCCCGACGGUAAAUUCACGAUUUUUCCGUGAAAAUAUUACAUAAAAAGUAAAUGGUGAAGGCGUCGCGGAUGCUAUCGGAGAAGUGCGUGCGUGUGUUUGGUGGAGGACUCACAGACAUGUCGACUUUGAGUGUAAGGGCUCCCGGGCUGCAGGCGACUACAGUGCUGGACACGAGGUCAUUACGGGUGCGGGGUGUGACGGCGCUCGAAGGCGUAAGGAGGAAUUUGUUCGGAUGUACUGACCGGGAGGAGAAUAGACGAUUUGUGGAGCGAGAGCUGUCGAGGCAGUUGGAGAUGGACAGUCAGAGAUGGGGUUUUGACUUUGCGAAUGAGAAGCCCUUGCCGGGAGCACAGAGAUUCAUUUGGCAACUCGUGCCGGCAUCGGCAGUGCCGUCGGCGCUGCGCCGCGCGCCCAUCACCAUUGCACCGCCCAAGCCCAGUGCACCCUCUCAGGAGAGCAAAGUAUCGAGCCCAGAAAGCAGUAAAACACAGAAGAGAAUAACAGAUUUCCUGAAACCCCGCAAGCGCUUAUCGAACAGCGGCAAGAAGUCACCAGCUCACACGCACAAGCAUGAGUGUGGCCAUGGCGCCCACAUUCGCCCACCAAAAGUGGCACGCCUCGCCCAGACACACUACAAGCGUCCAAGCUAGACUCUACCACCCAACAACUCACAAAAUUACCCAACAAAAUUGGACACCUUUCGAAAUUUAAAAAAUUCUAUUUCGGCAGCUAAGAAUUCAGAACUGGAACGUGUUUUGAAAUUUAAAAGACAAUCAUGAUUGAUUACAACACCAAAAUAAUGUUUAAUUUUAGAAUUGUUCAAUUUUGAGCGGCCAGGGUGUUUCUAAUUGUGCAAAUUAUUUUUUUUUAUCUCUUUUAUUUAUUUUGAAUAUCUGUAACGAUUGUGUUACAAUAAACAAUAUAAUAAUGUUAAGUAAUUUGUAAGAUAGUUUUCAGACAUUAUAUUAGCUUAGUAAUGAUUUAAUAUAUACUAUCCGACUAUGUCACUCACAUCACAAAAUUCAAUUUUGCUCAACGCUCCGCCAUUUUACUUACAGUUUUUUUCCGAACUUAAAAAUUAAUAAUCAUCAGGCAAUAUUUAAUGUGACAAUUAGAUAAUAAGUUUACUAUGAUCUCUUUGACAAGUAAAUUAAGUUAUAUUAGGUUUUAAUUUUAGCCUAGUUUCGGUUCAAUUUGGUCAUACGAUUUAAGUCGGUGUAAUUUCGUGGAAUUGUUAUAACUACACUAAAGUCACAAGACAAGCUUCUUGAAAAUGCUAUUACACCAAAACUGUUAGAAAUGAGAUUUCUACGCACCGCGUGAGAGCAUUUUUGAUGAGUUUCAUUUUAUCUACAAUGUUUUAAGGUUGUCCACUGUUUCAAAACCGUUGCUUGCGGGGCUCACCUUUUAUAGGUUGUAAAAUUGGCACGCUAUAGUGGUUGCAAUAAAUCUGGGCUCUUUUUAUAUUGGCCGUAGCUGUGGUUAGUGUAAAGAACCUGUUUAAGUUGAGUUUCACGCCCGACAACCGUUUGGUACAGUUGAAAUCUUUUGAAACAUUAAAAACUUGGGUUAUAUAAAAUAACGGUACCUAAUGCAAUAGUUAAUUUUAAUCUAUUGCAUAAAGAAUAUUAUAUUUUUUAUUCAAUAGUUUUCAAUAACAAAAAGCUGAUAGCAUAAGAUAAAUACAAAUACUCAACUUUUCAUUUCGUUACUCUUUAAUGUUGUAGGAUAAUCAAACCACGACCGUUAUCAUAAUUCU
This is a messenger RNA of Hyposmocoma kahamanoa, 1763 nucleotides long. RefSeq lists its product as uncharacterized. NCBI's taxonomy places the organism in Eukaryota, Metazoa, Arthropoda, Insecta, Lepidoptera, Cosmopterigidae. The transcript has 3 exons. Gene Ontology annotation, biological process: regulation of cell cycle. The record is from RefSeq and is a predicted model, not a curated record. Gene Ontology annotation, cellular component: nucleus. The coding region runs from base 55 to 654 and encodes 199 amino acids. Gene Ontology annotation, molecular function: cyclin-dependent protein serine/threonine kinase inhibitor activity.